Messenger RNA from Ilyonectria robusta, 1521 nucleotides. Its product is annotated as nucleotide-diphospho-sugar transferase. NCBI's taxonomy places the organism in Eukaryota, Fungi, Ascomycota, Sordariomycetes, Hypocreales, Nectriaceae. The transcript has 3 exons. Gene Ontology annotation, biological process: cell wall mannoprotein biosynthetic process; protein O-linked glycosylation; protein N-linked glycosylation. Gene Ontology annotation, cellular component: membrane; Golgi apparatus. The record is from RefSeq and is a predicted model, not a curated record. Gene Ontology annotation, molecular function: alpha-1,2-mannosyltransferase activity. Bases 1 to 1314 code for a protein of 437 amino acids.
AUGAGAUACACGCUGUCCCUCCCGUGGUGGGCUUUGAUAAGCUUGUUGCUCCAUCUUCCGGCAUUCAUCCACGGCCUGGGUUUCAAUUCCUCCACUGAUCCACCUCCUCGCGCAGCCUUGGUUACGCUCGCCCAUGACUCCGAUCUCCCUGCCAUGCUCGUCUCUAUGCAUCAACUUGAGGAUCAGUUUAUCAGCCAGUACCACUGGAUCUUCUUCAGCACUCGCGAGCUCAGCGAAGACUUCAAGCGUCUGACAUCAAACGCCACCAGCGCCACGUGCAUCUAUGAAGUUAUUGCCGACGAGCACUGGGGUACCCCGGAUUGGGCCAGGCAGGACCCUCUUUACGUACCUCCUAGCUACGAAACGGACUUUCACCCUGAUCCCGAGACCCCUGCUGCGGAUUCUCGGCAGAGAUAUCGUUGGAACUCUGGCCUUUUCGCUAGGGAGAAGCGGUUGAAGGACUAUGAUUGGUUCUGGAGGGUCGAACCUGGUUCGCGGUUGACACAAAGCAUCGACUUCGACAUUUUUCGUUUCAUGCGAGACAACGGAAUCGAAUACGGCUUCCACCGAGAUGCCCUCGCUGAAACGAACUUGCGAGUUCUGUCACCUCGAAUCAGGUCCUUCAUCGACAAACACCCAGAGCUACUGCAUAAAGAAGCCGACGUCUCGUGGUUAUUCGAUAGCCCGAAUGCAGAGAGUACGCAGACGGAAGAGGACGAGGAAUCAUUGGAGGGCCGCCCUGACCUUGCGGGCCACUCGGACACGGAUUCUCCCCAGAGCGAGAAUGAAGAUGACGACGAAGAAAGCGAUGAUAUGAUUUCCUCGCUGGCCGAGGCUUUUACGUCUUGGUUAAGUGGCAUUUAUGAGAGCAGUCUUUACCCGACAUUUGAGAUUGGAUCUCUUGCCUUGUUUCGCAGCCCCAACCACGCCGCUUUCUUUGAUCAUCUUGAUAGUGCAGGAGCGUUCUACUACCACGCCUCCAAAGACGUGCCGGUGCACACGCUGAGUGCCAGCAUGUUUUUACCAAGGCAGAGUGUUUGGAACUUUAGCAAGAAGGCAGUCAGACAUCGAGCUCACCAGGAGCAGCGCCCAAGUCAACCGAAAGAAACUCCCGACUGCGAUGCCAACGUCCAAAACAGCGCCCAACCCGAAUCGACCAACAAGUUCCAGUUUGCGAAUAACGCCGAGGAAAUCAUGGCGACAUGGCUGGCGUGUUGGGAGGUGCUGGCUCGUGACCUGGAGAGGCAGGAAUCCUUCCCGGGGUUGAUGUCGGGGAACACAGUCAUCGAUGAGCGCAACUUUUCCCUUGCCUAAGCAAAUCUCCCGCGACGCGUUGUACAGAGGCACGAUAUGAUGAGUCAAGAUAGCGGUGGGAACAGACCAGGUCGAUGACGAUGAAUGAUUGCAGGUCUGGUGUGUUUACUAGAAGCAAUUAAGUGUGACGUCUCGCAGGUCGAGCGGCACCAAAUAGAAGAUUGCCAAAUUUACGGAUGUUGAAUGCAGCGGUGAAGAGAAAGUGUG